Pelmatolapia mariae (spotted tilapia) is the source of this 1547-nucleotide messenger RNA. It is a transcript of the gene ppifa, whose product is annotated as peptidylprolyl isomerase Fa. Gene Ontology annotation, biological process: protein folding; response to hypoxia; protein peptidyl-prolyl isomerization. The record is from RefSeq and is a predicted model, not a curated record. The coding region runs from base 74 to 646 and encodes 190 amino acids. Gene Ontology annotation, cellular component: intracellular membrane-bounded organelle. NCBI's taxonomy places the organism in Eukaryota, Metazoa, Chordata, Actinopteri, Cichliformes, Cichlidae. Gene Ontology annotation, molecular function: peptidyl-prolyl cis-trans isomerase activity. The transcript is spliced from 6 exons.
AGAACUCGCGUACUUGAGAAUUGAGAAAGGGCCAUGAUCUGCAGGUCCGCCUCACCGUGUGAGCUAAGCAGCUAUGCUACAAAUAAAAAAUCGUAUGAGGUACAGCUCGCUGGGCAUCACUGCAGCGCGCCUGUUUUCUCCCGGCCCCGUCGAGAACCCGGUAGUAUUUUUGGACAUCGAUGCUGACAGCGAUCCUUUGGGGAGAAUAAUCAUUGAGCUGAAUGCAGAUGUGGUGCCAAAGACUGCAGAAAACUUCAGGGCUCUGUGCACCGGGGAGCAUGGCUUUGGAUACAAGGGAUCUGUGUUUCACAGGGUCAUCCCCGAGUUCAUGUGUCAGGGAGGAGAUUUUACCAACCACAACGGUACAGGAGGGAAAUCUAUUUAUGGGACAACGUUUAAAGAUGAAAACUUCAAGUUAAAGCACACUGGUCCAGGAACGCUUUCAAUGGCAAAUUCGGGCCCGAACACCAACGGCUCGCAGUUCUUCAUCUGCACAACGAAAACCGAGUGGCUUGAUGGUAAACACGUGGUGUUCGGGCAGGUGAAGGAUGGGAUAGAUGUGGUCUCCAAGAUGGAAUCCUUUGGUUUACAUGACGGCGGUGUGAUCAAAAAAAUUGUCAUCACAGACUGCGGGGAGAUCAAAUGACGCCCGAGUGCACUCACAGACUUCUGCUGGAUGAGUCAGUGUGCAGCAAUCUAGUAUUUACUCUGUCCUGGCUCGUGUGUUCGUGACACUCUGAAGGCGGGGCUGUCGCAGGUGAUCAGCUUUUACUCAAAUCUGCGCUUUUUAACUCCUGGUUUUGAGGCUGAGCAAAGCCAGAGGUUUCUAACGCUCAGACAGACGUUUUUACUCAUUAAAAUUUUUACUCGACUGAUCUAAAUUGUAUGCAAGCAUGUAAAACAAUUGUGUGGUGACUCAUUCUCCAAUAACUGCCAAAUAAAUGACCAGUUUUUUGACUUUACCAGCUCUGGUCUUACUGCAAGACAUUUGCUCUGAUGUGCCACAAAUCCUGCUGCUUUUAAAGCUUCCCGGAAACGAUCCAGCCUGCUUUUUUUAGACACGGGCUCCAGCGCGACUGACUUCCUGUCCAUCAAGAGCAGGAUGUGACAUCAUGUGACAUUCCACCUACACUGCAGCUGAAGCAUCACAUGUAUGCACGAUGGGCAUGUGAGCUAGAGCCUCUUAGGGUGAAGUCGUUUCAGGACCUGAAAUUGCUUUUUUAUUGAGACACAGGGCGUCUUGAAGAGGGAGAGAGACAUGUCUGAAAGCCAGAGACUGGGUGGUGCUGCUUAUCGAGCUAAUACUUUAUAAAAGUAAAUAAUGAAGAAGAAAAAGGCAGCUCUUGCCCCUAAAUGAAACCAUAUGUGCGCUGACCUUCCUCCGUUUGUUUGAAUUCUCAGAUUACAUUGUUGCCAUAGAGAUUUUUCGGCUCUCGCUCUGUUUGAGCUGGAGAUGUUGUAACAAACUUGAUAUAAUUUGGGUCCCCACCCUCGGGUUUAGUUUUAGUUAUUUGGAAUGCAUGUCCAAUAAUGUGUAUGGAAACUUG